Messenger RNA from Bufo gargarizans (Asiatic toad), 439 nucleotides. Its product is annotated as DNA damage-regulated autophagy modulator protein 1-like. The transcript has 3 exons. NCBI's taxonomy places the organism in Eukaryota, Metazoa, Chordata, Amphibia, Anura, Bufonidae. The coding region runs from base 173 to 439 and encodes 88 amino acids. The record is from RefSeq and is a predicted model, not a curated record.
AGGUGUGAUGAUGUCACAGAAGCUAGUGACAUCACCGAGUUCUGAGCCUUAGAAAACCACUGCCUGACAUUAUCUCAGCCAGAUUUUCUCUGGAUAUAGAGAGAGACAGAUCGGCUUGUGCUUUUGCUUAGCAAAUCCUUGCUUUCGCUUAGCGAAUAAUUGACUUUGCGCCAUGGAGAUCCGGGGUUUGGCAUUCUUGCUUUUCCUCUGGGUCAUAUGGACGCUAUCGGGCCUCUGUGCCCUGAUUGCCUUGACUGUCAUCCCAGGCCAUGUAAAAUAUCCUUACAUCAGUGACACGGGACGAGCAUUCCCCGAAUCGGUGGUCUUUACAGUGGUCUUCUUAAUAUCUGCCAUUCUAGGAGCUGGCAACGCUUCCAUCAUGUACCGGUUCAUGAUCAUCCGGUCUGAACAAUCAGAGAGGCGACAUAUCAUCUGCUAG